AUGUCGAGCCCUGCCUUGGGGGCCUCUAUUGAGAAAGAUCUAUUGGAGGUCUGGAAGACAGCACAAGUGGAGAGGUUUCAACAAAGUCUAGUGUUUACAUUGCAUAUACGACGGUUAGAUCAUAUCAGCCAUGUAAAAGAUAAAGAAUUCCAGGCUAUCGGCUUGUCUCCAUCUCAAAUACGUAGCUUAAGAAGUGCAGCAUCUGAAGCUAAGAAACAGAUCACUCGAAGAAAUGCCGACCCUGAACUGAUAUAUAUAAGAGGCGACAAUUUGGUUGAUCAUAGUACAGUUGAUCCGAACAAAGCUGUCAUUUCUAGGAGCCAGAUCAAACUGAUGGAACCAAUCGGAGAGGGAACGUUCUCCAUAGUCAAGCGUGGCAAAUGGUACAACUCCAGCGGAAGUGGGGUAGACGUUGCUGUAAAAAUUUUACGAGAAGUGUCCCCAUCGAUUAUGGAAGAUCUCCAAGCCGAAGCAAGUCAUCUGCUCAAGCUUCAACAUCCAAACCUUAUUCGAUUAUACGGUGUGGUGAGCGAGCCAGCAAUGAUGGUUUUCGAACUCUGCGAAGGUGGUGAACUGCUCAGCCGCUUACGAGAUACAAGCAAACCUGUUCCGCUAGUCACCACUCUACUAGACUACUGUGUUCAAGUGGUGAAGGCUCUGACGUUUCUGGAAAGCAAGCAUUACGUACACAGGGAUGUGGCGGCCAGAAAUAUCUUGCUAAGUAAAGACGAGAAGGUAGUAAAGCUGUGUGACUUUGGAUUGAUGAGAAGCCUCAAAGAAAAUGAAAGAGCGUACGUCAUGCACGCACAGAAUCGAGUUCCUUUCUCAUGGUGUCCUCCUGAAUCUUUACGUCAUCGAAAAUUCUCACAUGCCUCUGAUGUGUGGGCGUUCGGCGUUACAGCAUGGGAAAUUUUCACACUAGGAGAAGAUCCAUGGAUUGGUUGUCGCGCUAUAGAUGUCCUAAAGCGCCUUGAUGCUGGAGAGCGUCUCGAAAAACCGCGAUUUUGUUCCCAGCAAAUCUAUGAUUUGGUUGUUCUGUGCUGGAAUAUCGACCCAGACCUCAGGCCUAAGUUCAGCCUGUUGAGGACCUUGCUGUUAGGGGCCGAGUUUAACGUAGCAGAGGUCCGCGAUGCAACGCAGUCAGGGCAAAAGGAAAAUAUGCUUGAGAUGUCGCUUGGCGAUAAAAUUAUCGUGAUCGAUAAUAGCGGCCUCCUUUGGUACGGUCAAAACGAGCGGACUCGAAAGUUUGGAAAAUUCUUGCGAUCUUCAGUAUUUGUUCACGGCAAGUCUAUGGUGAACCAUUCACAACGUGAGACCGCGGUUUCAGUUGGGAACAGCAGGAUAUCAUUACCUAUUCGAGGUUCUUUUUUUGCACUUCGGAUGCGCAUCUUUCAAAUUUGGAUUCCAUUUGAGAUGGGAUCCAAUCUUUUGCGCGCAGGAAUUGACGUUUUAUCAAGCGAUUGA
This is a messenger RNA of Ostertagia ostertagi, 1464 nucleotides long. Lineage: Eukaryota; Metazoa; Nematoda; Chromadorea; Rhabditida; Trichostrongylidae. The record is from the annotation of a GenBank genome assembly.